Messenger RNA from Haliotis rubra (blacklip abalone), 564 nucleotides. RefSeq lists its product as uncharacterized. The transcript has a single exon. Bases 1 to 564 code for a protein of 187 amino acids. Lineage: Eukaryota; Metazoa; Mollusca; Gastropoda; Lepetellida; Haliotidae. The record is from RefSeq and is a predicted model, not a curated record.
AUGGCGUUUGAGUGUAUCCUCAUGGCGUGUAUCUGUACCCUGAUGGCGUCUGAGUGUAUCCUCAUUGGGUAUAUCUGUACCCUGAUGGCUUCUCAGUGUAUCCUUAUGGCGUGUAUCUGUACCCUGAUGGCGUCUGAGUGUACCCUCAUGGGGUGUAUCUGUACCCUGAUGGCGUCUGAGUGUAUCCUAUUGGUGUGUAUAUGUACCCUGAUGGCGUCUGAGUGUAUCCUCAUGGGGUGUAUCUGUACCCUGAUGGCGUCUCAGUGUACCUUCAUGGUGUGUAUCUGUACCCUGAUGGCGUCUCAGUGUACCCUCAUCGUGAGUAUCCGUACCGUGGUGGCGUCUCAGUGUACCCUCAUGGCGUGUAUCUGUACCCUGAUGGCUUCUCAGUGUACCCUCAUGGUGUGUAUCUGUACCCUGGUGGCGUCUCAGUGUACCCUCAUGGCGUGUAUCUGUACCGUGGUGGUGUCUCAGUGUACCCUCAUGGCGUGUAUCUGUACCCUGGUGGCGUCUCAGUAUAUCCUGAUGGUGUGUAUUUGUACCUUGGCUGGAUGUAGAUGUUGA